AUGACCACCGACUUCGACACGCAGGCCGCCCUUGUUGAGGAAGUUUUGGGAGACCUCCACAUCCAGCGGGUAGCUGCCAUGCUCCUUAGUCCAUCACCCAGGGACACCCAAUUGCUACACGAUAUUCAUCAGGAGACCCAAACCGCCCUCAACUGCAUCCAGCAACGUACGAAAUCCGUUGAGAGGAAGGCGAAGGAGCGGAAUGGUAGUUUUAAGGCUCGAGCCCCUCCACCUACAGCCCGCGCUCCUCAAGUUGCCCCCUUGCCUGCCCCGAUUCACUCGAAGAUUACGGCCAAGGUUCCGAGCGUGCGCCGCCCCGGAAAUUUGAAGCAAGCCGGCAGGCCGAUAAAAACC
This is a messenger RNA of Mesorhabditis spiculigera, 354 nucleotides long. Lineage: Eukaryota; Metazoa; Nematoda; Chromadorea; Rhabditida; Rhabditidae. The record is from the annotation of a GenBank genome assembly.